Molecule: messenger RNA, 2863 nt
Organism: Branchiostoma floridae (Florida lancelet)
Lineage: Eukaryota; Metazoa; Chordata; Leptocardii; Amphioxiformes; Branchiostomatidae
Product: leucine-rich repeat and immunoglobulin-like domain-containing nogo receptor-interacting protein 2
Exons: 7
Coding region: 222-2030 (602 amino acids)
Molecular function (GO): protein binding
Source: RefSeq, a predicted model, not a curated record
GGGAUCAGUAAAUCGUACAUACAGAUAUACCACAAUGAUUUGAAUCAAUGACUGAGUGCAACUCAUGAGAGUGGGGAAACCUUCCUCUUCAGACAGCUAUCCAAUGUUCAGCACCAAGGGCAGGACUGUGUAGAAUACAUAAGGCAGAACAUAUAAAACAGUAAGAAGGACUACCUGAAGGCUUGUGAAAGACUGGUGAAAGAUUGUCGUGAAGCAGAGCCAUGCAGAGGCAUCACUGGAAGGUGUGGCUACUCCUCAUUGUGUGCAUCUUUUGGGACACCGCCACCGUGGUCGGCUGUCCGGAAAGAUGCAUCUGUGAUAGCUCGGAGAAGUCAGUGAGCUGCAAGCGGACAAAUUUCAACUCCAUCCCUGGCGGGAUCCCGCACAACACCAAACAUCUCAACCUGCAGACAAACCGUCUCAAGGGAAUCCCCGCCAAGACAUUCUUUGACUUCCCCCAGCUCGAGACCCUCAAUCUUAACGACAAUAAGAUCCAGAUGCUGGCAAGCGGAGCCUUUCUUGGGUUGCCACGAUUACAGGAGCUGAAGCUGAGUGGGAAUAACCUCCAGCUGGUAGGUAACAGUGAUGUUCUGCGUGGAGCGUUCCGAGGUUUGCAGAACGUGACACGGCUGGAUCUGGACAGGAACAAGCUGGUGGUGCUACUGGACCACUCCUUCUCCGGCAUGAACAACCUGGGCUACCUGGACCUGGGAGAGAACCAGAUCAUCUUCAUAGGAGACAAGGCCUUCAAGGGACUGUCCAAGCUCAAGAACCUGUACCUCAUGCGCUGCAGAUUUACCAAGAUGAGCUACAUGACGAAGGCCCUGCGCUACGUGCCAUCCCUGGAGUUCCUACGUAUGCAAUCCUUCCCUAUCGACGUCCUCCCAGAGAACGCCUUUCCCAGCCUGCCAUACCUGAAGUCCCUGGACCUGGGCCUGUGGCGUAGUCUGCGAGCCAUCCAUCCACAGGCCUUCAAUGGUCUCAACAUCACGGUCCUGAACCUAAACAACGGUAACCUGACCAACAUCCCGACACGCGCCCUGCAGAAGCUGCCCCGCCUCAAGGAGCUGCACCUGUCCCGAAACGACAUCAAGGUCAUCCGGGCUAACGACUUUGUGGGGCUGGGCAAACUGGAGAUGUUGGUACUCACACACAUGCAGCUGGAAGUAAUUCAGGAGUUUGCAUUUAGCAGCCUGAAUAACCUGAGGAGAUUAGACCUCUCCAACAACAACCUCAAGACGCUGCGCAGAACCAGCUUCAGCCUCAAAAAGCUCCCCGAAAAGAUGAUCCUCGACAACAACUUGUGGAACUGUAACUGUGACUUGAAGUGGAUCCUGUCUAGUUACGAUGUUGGGGACGUGUCCAUCAAGUGCGACAGCCCGUCUUCGUGGCGCGGCGUGGACAUACUUAGGUUUAUCAGGAAGCCAACAGCUACGCCAAAGAACUACACAGAGCUGAUGACCUGCACAGAGCCGAAGCUUGUCAUGCAGAGACGGGCGAUCAGCGUAACGGCAGGACAGGACGUUCCUUUACGAUGUCCUGCCAAGGGGAAACCCAGCCCCACAGUGAACUGGGUCAUCCCUAAGGGUGUGACUGUGACAGUGGGCAGGCCAUACAGGAAGACGAGUCUGAACAACAAGGGGACGUUGUUGAUACAGAGGAUAUCUCAAUACGAUGCCGGGCGGUACAAAUGUCUCGCCUACAAUGGUGGGGGGAAUGCCACGGACAGUAUCGAGGUGACCGUGAUUGGUCAGCUGGGUCCAGGAAAGGCGGGACUGGCAGGCCCCACGCCUCGCCCACCCGAUCACCUGACCUUGCUCCUGGCGACCUUGAUGGGGUCGUUGACAUUUCUGGGGGUCGUGAUCUUCUGCUGCUCCAUCAUCUUCCUGUGGAGCCGGGGUUAUAAGCAGGGCAAGCAGGCCUUUAUGAUGGAACUGGCCUUUGUGCCACGGGGAAGUGAUGAGGGAGGAAAGGCCAAGUCAGGCGGUGGCCCCCUGGCAACAAAUGUCAACUUCAAAAGAGCAAGAUGAGAAAUGUUUCCAGAGAAUGAAGCUUAAGAAGAGUCUUUGAUUCAUCACAGAAGACAUUCCAGCCUUUCUUCACCAGACAACCUCAACUCAAGCUUUAAGGCACAGACAAAACAAGAACGGUUUGAUGACAAGACAUUACAGUAUAAGACUAAAAUGGUACAAUUAUAACAGAAAAUUGCAGACAAUGCCAGAAUGAUAACAUUCUAAAACAGCGCGAGGCAGACACUGUUGAAGUAGUGCAUAAACAGGACUUAAAACAGGAGAAAAAAAGCCGAAAGAAAGAUACAAUACAGGAAUAAAACAUAACAUGGAAAACAACAUGCCAUAGACACUCAAAUAAGCAAUUUUGUUCCCUUUAUUGACGGCAUGGCUACCAAAUGACCAACAUUAUGUCCAGUGAAAAUUUACAACCUGAUUUUUACAAAUUACAAGACAACAAAUUUUGUUGGACAGCUUUGCAUUUCAACUUGUUACUACAAUGAUGCUAUAUGUUCUUCUCGGUGACACCUUUAUUUGCUUCACUACAAUGUACUUGAAUGUAAAGUAUUGAGUUUUCUGACAAAUAUGCUACAGAUCUGGAAUUUGUGGCACUGGUGUCUAGAUCUCUUCAACUUCAAACUGAUCAUGAGCAGUAUCUAUUAUCAAAACAGAUGAACAAUUUUUUUAGAGGUCUGUCUUGUACUAGGUAAACAGUCUGUCAUGCCACCAGAGACUAAUAUAAAAUUAGACUGCAGAAUCUCUACAUUCAAAAUCACUCCUGAUCAUAACAUCAAAAACCACUGGUUGGUUGCGUUCCUUCCUCUAUAGUGCAACUGUAUAAUGCAGAAAGAUGU